Molecule: messenger RNA, 2745 nt
Organism: Xyrauchen texanus (razorback sucker)
Lineage: Eukaryota; Metazoa; Chordata; Actinopteri; Cypriniformes; Catostomidae
Exons: 7
Coding region: 323-1678 (451 amino acids)
Biological process (GO): monocarboxylic acid transport; transmembrane transport
Molecular function (GO): monocarboxylic acid transmembrane transporter activity
Source: RefSeq, a predicted model, not a curated record
GUGGAGGAUGAGCCUGUCAAAAGUUUCAAUAUGUUUGAAAAGGGAAUGCAGCCCCAGUGUAGCAAAAGAAAAUCUUGUCUCAUUCCACAGUGGAUGCUCUACAUUAAUGAGGAGUUCCUCCAGACAUAAUGAAGGGUCUAGGGAGAGUGUUAAAAGGGAUGGUCGAACCGGCGAUUCCCCUGUUUGAACUCCCAGCUUCAAUACGCAUCCUGUGUCAAGAAAUAAGCGAUGUACGCCAACUGAAUUUUCCUCAAAUGAUUCUCCAGUCGACCAGAUAUAUGCAGAUGAUGUUCUGAAUACUGACUUCCCUUCUGAUCUUUAAAUGGAACUGCAAGAAAAAAGACGAAAAGUCCUGACAACAAGUCCCUCUGAUGGAGGCUAUGGCUGGUUCAUUGUGCUUUCUACCUUCUUUGUCUUUGGGUUGACAUUUGGCAUCAUCAAGUCCUUUGGUGUGUUCUUCAUAGAAAUCCACCAUUAUUUUGCUACCACUGCAACAGCAAUCUCAUGGAUCACAUCCAUCUCUGUGGCAACUGUACAUUUUGGAGCCCCUUUUGGUUCUGCACUGAGUGCAUACUUUGGUCACCGGCCCGUGGUAAUGGCAGGGGGUCUGCUGAGCAGCAUAGGGAUGGUGGCGGGGUCAUACUCCCAGGAUCUGCUACAGCUGUACAUCACUGUGGGUUUCCUCACAGGAUUUGGCUAUGCCCUUACCUGGACCCCUACUGUCACCAUGCUGGGAUGGUACUUUGAAAAGCGACGGCCUGUAGCCAACGCUCUAGCCAGCACAGGAGAAUGUAUCCUUACCUUUAUUCUGACCCCAUCCCUCCAGUUCAUGGUUGACCAGUAUUCCUGGAGGGGAGCAAUGCUGAUCCUUGGAGCUCUGCAGCUCAAUCUGUGCUUGUGUGGAGCUCUAUUGAGGCCACUUGACAGACACGGUCCUUCUAAAGAUCUUACCAUAGUGGAGACAAAUAUAGAAUUGGAGAUGCUGUCCCAGACUCACAAAAACAGACAAGACUCAGAACAAAACUUUGAGCUUUUGAAAACCAAAAUCAUACGUUACGUGGACUACACGCUUAUCACAAAUUUUUCCUUCAUGGUUUACUCAAUGUUUGGUGUCUUCGCUGCUCUUGGCUUCUUCGCACCAUCACUGUUCCUGGUACCUUACGCCCGCAGCCUUGGAGUUGAGGAGUAUCAGGCAGCCGCUCUCAUGUCCAUAUCUGCGGUACUGGACCUGUCGGGCCGCUUGUUCUUCGGGUGGGUGGCUAACCUGAGGUUGUUGGAGACGAUCCAUCAGUUGAUCAUCACAGUGAUCUUGCUGGGCAUUGUUCUGCUGCUCUGCCCACUAGCAACCACAUUCACCCAGCUGGCGUUGUUCAGUGCUGGUUACGGACUGGUUUUCGGAGCGACCGUGGCCAUUCACAUCACAGUGCUCGCUGAAGUGGUGGGGGUAGAGAGGUUGGGGAGCGCUCUGGGUUUCUUCAUGCUCAUCCGCAGCAGUGGUGGCCUUCUUGGACCACCUUUGGCAGGAUUGUUCAUUGACAAAAUGAAUGACUAUGGUGCUGGCUUCCUGAUGGCAGGCGUGGCUCUCAUAAUCUCUGCCCUCUUUCUACUUUUGUUGCACCAUAUGAACAAGAAAGGAAAGCAAAAGGGAAAAGACAUCCCCUUGGAAGUGAGGAACUGAAUUUCCAAUUUCUGAAAAAGUUUAAAUUAAGAGAAUAGACAUGCAUAUCUAGAAUAAACAAAAAGGCAUCAGAUGUGGGAAGUGAAAUCAAAGCCUUAAACUGUCUGCCCCUCAUUUCCGGCCCGCAGAACCACAACCACAAUUAAAAGGGGACCCUUUAAUGUCUUUUGAAUACCAUUCAUUACCACAUAAACUGUUUAUGCCCUCUGCUGUCACAGACGCUAUGUUUAGUUAAACACCUAUUACAGGUUCUCUCUCAACUGAGUAAUAAAAUACCAGGAUAAGAGGUUGUAAGACUGCUUAGGUGUUGUUUUUAGAUUUUUUUAGAUUGUUUAAUUUGAACCCUCUCUCAGACUCAUUAGAAUUAUACUAAAACUAUUUCACAAACUGCAAGCUGAGAAACAAGCUGCACAUUUGAUGACGGCUCAGUUAUCAUUUUUAAUGGCUAGCGCCAUCUUUGAUUUUUAAUGGGAAUGACAACAAAGCUGUGAGGGAUAGACUAAAUGUUUCUUCAAUGGGCUGUACUGCAGUGUAAAGUGUUUUUGGAUUGUUCUGCAGACAAAACAUUGAUAAAAUAUCUGUCCAAGAGCAUUCAGUAUACAAACAACUCCAGACAAUAUGAGUUGUGGAAAAUAAGAUGUGUCUGUCAUCUGCUACGUCUGUCAAUUUGUUUUUUUAAUGUGUUUUUGGUCUCUUUAAUUUCAAGUUGUUUCGAUGCUAUUAGUGUACGAUCGGCAAACGCUCAUACAUUUUCAAACCGCAACUGAAUUUCUGCCUAAUCAAGCCCAGAGUGGCCCAAAAGACUCUCCCCCUCCCGUCCUAGCGUCCUUACCGACAUGCCUACGGCGCCCUCUGUACCUCCUCCUGGAAGUGCCGGGGGGAAAAAUGCAAGCAUUACUAUUACAGUGAACAACCACCCAGAAAAAGCUCCUGCUUUGGCAGGGUAGUGAAUCUAGUCUUCGUCUGGACAUGUUUACGCGUUAUGGUGAUUGCAAACGAUUCAUCAACUGGUGUUCAUCAAUCUAUACAUAUUACUGGAAUAGUAGUAGUAUACAUACUACUGGAUA